Leopardus geoffroyi (Geoffroy's cat) is the source of this 1679-nucleotide messenger RNA. RefSeq names its product lipase family member M (gene LIPM). Bases 190 to 1461 code for a protein of 423 amino acids. The transcript is spliced from 9 exons. The record is from RefSeq and is a predicted model, not a curated record. Gene Ontology annotation, molecular function: hydrolase activity, acting on ester bonds. Lineage: Eukaryota; Metazoa; Chordata; Mammalia; Carnivora; Felidae.
GGGCCACGUUGCCAGUCUACUUGGUGCUCUUUCCUUCCUAUCAACCAAGCUUGUUGAAUUUGUCUCAGAAUCUGGGGGAAGCGUCCUAGAUGGGACAUUCAGGAAACAGUGUUAAAACCUCCAGAUCCUUCUGACAUUAGAACCGGUUGUUCCAUCGCCGGGAAAAAACACACAUGCAGAUGUUGGAUCAUGUCAAAACUCUUGUCAAGAGUGUGGAUUGUCUCACACAGGACGGAGAUGUGGCUUCUGAUUGUGGUGGCUUAUUUGUUCCAAAGAAAUGUGAAUUCGGGAGGUAUGCCGACUAAAGCAGCGGACCCAGAAGCAUUCAUGAAUAUUAGUGAAAUCAUCCAACAUCAAGGCUAUCCCUGGGAAGAGUAUGAAGUCGUGACAGAAGAUGGGUAUAUCCUUUCUGUUAACAGAAUUCCUCAAGGCCUAACGAAACUUAAGAAGACAGGUUCCAAGCCUGUGGUGUUCCUGCAGCAUGGCCUGCUUGGAGACGCCAGCAACUGGAUUUCCAACCUUCCCAACAACAGCCUGGGCUUCAUUCUGGCCGAUGCUGGUUUUGACGUGUGGCUGGGGAACAGCCGGGGAAACACCUGGUCUCGGAAACACAAGACCCUCUCCAUUGACCAAGAUGAGUUCUGGGCUUUCAGUUAUGAUGAGAUGGCUAGGUUUGACCUUCCUGCAGUCAUAAACUUUAUUUUGCAGAAAACCGGCCAGGAAAAGAUCUAUUAUGUCGGCUAUUCACAGGGCACUACCAUGGGCUUUAUUGCUUUUUCCACCAUGCCAGAACUGGCUCAGAAAAUCAAAAUGUAUUUUGCUUUAGCACCCAUAGCCACUGUCAAACAUGCCAAAAGUCCUGGCACCAAAUUUUUGCUGCUGCCAGAUAUGAUGAUCAAGGGGCUGUUUGGCAAAAAAGAAUUUCUGUACCAGACCAGAUUCUUCAGACAGUUUGUUAUUUACCUGUGUGGUCAGAUGAUUAUUGAUCAGAUUUGUAGCAACGUCAUGUUACUUCUGGGAGGAUUUAACGCCAACAAUAUGAACAUGAGCCGAGCAAACGUGUAUGUGGCGCAUACGCCCGCCGGGACGUCUGUGCAAAAUAUCCUACACUGGAGCCAGGCAGUGAACUCUGGGGAACUCCGGGCGUUUGACUGGGGGAGCGAGAGCAAAAAUCUGGAGAAAGGCAAUCAGCCAACUCCUGUAAGGUACAAAGUUAGAGACAUGACGGUCCCCACGGCGAUGUGGACGGGGGGUCAGGACUGGCUUUCAAACCCAGAGGAUGUGAAGACACUGCUGGCCGAGGUGACCAAUCUCAUCUACCAUAAGAACAUUCCUGAAUGGGCACAUGUGGACUUCAUCUGGGGCUUGGACGCUCCUCACCGUGUGUACAAUGAAAUCAUACACCUGAUGAAGCAGGAAGAAACCAGCUUUUCCCAGGGAGUGUGUGGCAUCCGAUUGUGAAACCGUGGACACUGACAAGUCUCAGAAAAGCCUCGGGGAAGGGGGAACCCUUAAAUGGAGGAUUUUAAGGAUUUCCAGAAUUGAAAACCCACCAUAUGAGUAGGGGGGUGGAGAAGGGAGGACAGAGAUAUGGUACAUACUCCUUGAGAUUUCCUGUAUUUGACACUAAAACUGACAUUUAAAUUUUUAUCAGCUAAUUAAAAUAUUGAUUGGGUGAA